Penicillium egyptiacum is the source of this 693-nucleotide messenger RNA. Lineage: Eukaryota; Fungi; Ascomycota; Eurotiomycetes; Eurotiales; Aspergillaceae. The record is from the annotation of a GenBank genome assembly.
AUGAAGAUUAACGCCCUCCCUCUCCUGUUCGCCACCGCUGCCAGCGCCAGUGUCCAAGGCUUCGACAUUUCCGGCUACCAGCCCAAAGUGGACUUUGCCGGUGCUUAUGCAGCCGGUGCCCGCUUCGUCAUGAUCAAGGCGAGCUUUCCCAGAGCGACUGAGGGCACCAGCUUUAUCUCUAGCUCUUUCUCGAGCCAAUACCAGGGUGCCACUAGCGCCGGUCUGAUCCGUGGUGGUUAUCACUUUGCCCACCCCGACAGUAGCACCGGUGCCGCACAAGCCAAAUACUUCAUCGCCCACGGUGGUGGUUGGUCCGGUGACGGCCUGACCCUGCCCGGCAUGCUGGACAUUGAAUACAACCCGUCCGGCGCAACCUGCUAUGGGCUCAGCCAUUCAGCCAUGGUUUCCUGGAUCAAGGACUUUGGCGAAACCUACAAGAGCGCCGCUGGCCGGUACCCUAUGAUCUAUACAACUGCUGACUGGUGGAACACUUGCACCGGUGGCAGCACAGCAUUCAGUCAGGACUACCCGUUGGUUCUGGCUCGAUACAGCACUUCGGUCGGCACUAUCCCCGGCGGCUGGCCUUUCCAGAGCUUCUGGCAGAACUCAGAUGCGUAUCGCUUCGGAGGUGAUUCGGAAAUUUGGAAUGGCAGUGAGGAUUCUCUGAAGACAUUUGCCAAGACUGCUGCUUAA